AUGAAUCAAGAUUCUGAACCUUCAAAAAAUGGAACCUCCUCCACUACUCAGACUCCGUCAUCUGGCAGCCGUCGACAUGCCUGCGAUCGUUGUCAGAGGCAAAAAUUGAAGUGUGAUAUCGAAAAACCAUGUCUAUUAUGCGUUCGCUCAGGGGCUUCAUGUGUGACAACACCGUCUGGAGCUUCAAGAACGCUCGUUGAAAGAAAAUCGAAGCAGACCCGGAGAAAAGCGGCUCGCAAAAGUACCACUGCCCCUAGUGCUUCGAGGACGCCCUUGGCCACCCACAAAGAAUGGGACUCUGGACCGUCAAAUUCGCGAACUAAUGAUUUCCUAGAUCAUACUCACCCCCCUAAUGAAGAAGAAAAGGGUAUAUAUUCAAGUUCAGCCGUUUCAAACUCACUGCAUGACGAUGACACAAUAUCUCAACAAACUACACCGUUUCCCGCGCCAGAUAAGUAUGCUGAAAUGUCUACGAUUGGACUUACAAGCAAGCUUUUUCACAUUCACAAGCAAGAAUCAAUCAACUCUUUGGUAGAAAGCUAUAGUACAAAUGCUAUUCCAGGCGGAGACUUCGUAAAUACCCAAAACAAAGAUCGCCAGACGGUCGAGUCAGUUAGCUUAGACUCGCUUUUUCCAGGGUUUACCUUUCCACCAAGGCCAAUUUGCGAUUUUCUUGUAGAGUCCUACAAAAAGUCGGUGCAUUGGUUCAUGUUGCUUUUCCACGAAGCUUCGUUUGAAAGCGAGUACAGGGAGGUCAUGGAUAGUCAAGCGGCUAGUCCCCGUCAACUUGGAAGCGUUGUACUUUUUCUAAUGGUAUUUACUAUGGGAGCGCGGUACACGACCAAUGAAGAAGCUUUGGAAGCCUGUGGGACGAAUCUGGACCUAGAAACGCUCCAGCAGCAAAUGCUCAAAGAAGUUCAAGCACAUCUUUUUGAUGUUAUCGAUAUCGGUGGAAUUGAGUCGGUCCAGAUUUGUGUUUUGCUAAGUUCAUUCUACAUGUACAAUGGUAGACCAAACUUAGCUUUGGCUAUUUUGGGAGCAGGGAUAAGAAGCUCACAGGCAAUUGGACUACACAAGGAGUCUUUGUGGGGACCCCUUACCGAGACUGUCAAGGAGGUUCGUCGCCGCACAUGGUGGGCACUGUAUGUUUAUGAUAGGUUCUCGUCGAUUACAUACGGGCGGCCCUUAUCCAUCAACGAUUCUGAUUGUGAUGUGCGCAUGCCCGGUAAUCUGGAUGAUGCCUCCAACGUUCAUCCAUUGUUGAAUUCUCUAGAACUUGUGGAUGCAAAUUCUUCGACACAAGUUACCUUAAACUCGUACCAUCGAUUCAAAUUUGCUUUGUAUGCUAUUGCAACUCCUAUUAUUGGUGACAUUUAUAAUUUGAAAAACUCAAAUCCCUCAAACAUGGCACAACAGGCUAUAUCAAUCAACACGAAUCUUGUGAGGUGGUUUGACCAGCUGCCAUCAGAACUAAAGCUAGAUUCAAAUACUGAUCUCGACGUUAGCAAUCUUUCAGCUUCUGAGGUCAAUGUCUGCAGGUUAUUCCAGCUACAAGCUCUUGUGUUACAGCUAGCAUAUGACAAUAUUCAAAUAAUUCUUCAUCGGCCAUUUCUUCGAUACAAUCAUUGCUUGGCUGUACUUCCUACAUCCGCUCCGUCUGAUUUACGUCACACAAGCUUGGAACAAUGCAGGCAUUGUGCCAGACGAACGUGUAGCAUUUCACCGCGUUACGCAAAUCUUCUCCUAGCUGCUCGAGAUACUCAUGCCGUUGCAUACGUCGCCAUUCAGAAUUUUACUGCAGGAGUCACAUUAGGCAUGGUGGCUCUAUCAGACCCAGGUUCAGAGCAAGCACAGGAUGCAAAAAGAGGGGUGUCGAAUUCGAUAUCCCUUCAAAGAAUGCUCGCGGUAUCAUCCAUCGUUCCAUUACAAACGGUGAAGGUUUUGGAGGAGCUUUUCCGGCUCAUAUUCAAAAGAGAAAUGGAGAUAAUGCUCGAGGGUCCUCCACUAAAUCUGGAGACCGGCAAAGUCGCUUCCAACUUUUCGCAGCACGAACAAGAAAUCAACGAGUCGCCUCGUAAUCUUGUGCAAAAUAAGGCAACGCUAUCCAAAUCUCCAUCAUUGCAGACUUCGCAAGCCGUUGUGAUGGACCCCUUACAAGUUUCCCGUGAAAUUACAGACAAACAACCGCAAGUAGCGGAAAUGAGGCCAGCGCAAGAGCUUGGUAUUGGCAUGGACUGGAACAAUUGGUCUUUUGAUGAAGGAAUUGAUAGUGCCCUAGAGUCGAUCCAACAAGUUCUCUGGCAAAAUUCACAUCCGGUGACAAGCUCAGAAACAUUGUCUAUGAAUACCACUGGCUUAUGUGGUAAUACAUGUGGGCCGCAAAGGCAGGUGGCGGUUGACGAUUCUAAAGAUCCGAUCACUAUCCCAUCAGAAGAAGUUCAAUCUUUCAACAUAAAUGAGACUUUAGGACAGAGUUCCUGCGAUCUAUAUGGGCAGUGUUGGAUGUGGAACUGGGAUCCUUCUGAUGGUGAUAAGGGACCCAACUUCGGGUAA
Molecule: messenger RNA, 2553 nt
Organism: Botrytis fragariae
Lineage: Eukaryota; Fungi; Ascomycota; Leotiomycetes; Helotiales; Sclerotiniaceae
Product: putative c6 transcription factor protein
Exons: 6
Coding region: 1-2553 (850 amino acids)
Biological process (GO): DNA-templated transcription; regulation of DNA-templated transcription
Molecular function (GO): DNA binding; DNA-binding transcription factor activity, RNA polymerase II-specific; zinc ion binding
Source: RefSeq, a predicted model, not a curated record